Molecule: messenger RNA, 1158 nt
Organism: Aspergillus nidulans FGSC A4
Lineage: Eukaryota; Fungi; Ascomycota; Eurotiomycetes; Eurotiales; Aspergillaceae
Product: mitochondrial ATPase complex subunit ATP10
Exons: 2
Coding region: 1-1089 (362 amino acids)
Biological process (GO): cell redox homeostasis
Source: RefSeq, a predicted model, not a curated record
AUGUGGAAACCUUCGAAGCCUCUCUCGUUAUUACUGGAGCCUUCGCUCCUGCAGAGUAGUCUCUGCCUCAAAUGUCAGCUGCGCGGUACCUCUGCGGUCCGACCUAGAGCUUCUCUGCGUUCCUAUACAACGCCAAACAGCAACGGAGAGAAGCCGUCGGCCUCAACUAAAGCAACGACAAGCAGAAGAGUUCAAUUCCAGCAGAAUGCCACUCCUCAAUCAGCUCCUCCCAAGGCGCAUGAACCCAGAGAACAAGAGCCAAUACCACUUUUAGACCGCCCAAUUGGUUCGGCGAUUCCCCCGCAGGAGGGUCAAAACACUGGGAUUGACAAGCGGACAUUGGGACAACGACGGGACGAUUUUGUGAACUAUGAAAAACAUAUCAAGAGGCGUGAAGAGCUGACACGACAAGCCGCAAAGCCAUACUUCCGAGAAUGGUCAAACAUGCGAUACAACGAGGGUAAGACCUUUGUGUCGAACCCGCGCUUAUUCAAGCGUGACAAAGCGCUCUACUUCCCUAACCUUUACGGAACUACACUCGCCUCGCCGCAAGAACCGCAGAAUACCACAUCCAUACUCCGCGGUAAAGUGUCUGUCGUGAACCUCUUUUCCAGCGUUUGGGCAGAAAGUCAGGUCGCCACGUUUACUGGGCCCCAGUUCAACCCCGGUCUAUAUGAGGCAUUUAAGGAAGGUAGUCACCUUGUGCAGAAGGUCGAUAUUAACGUGGAGGACAACAUUCUCAAGGCGUGGCUGGUUCGGAUGUUCAUGUGGCGGAUGAGGGGGAAGCUGCCCAAGGAACAACAUCCAAGAUACUUUCUGGUGCGCAAGGGUCUUGACGAUGGCCUCAAGGAAGCUAUUGCCAUGAUGAACAGUAGAGUUGGAUACGUGUAUCUUUUGGACGAGAACUGCCGUAUCCGAUGGGCAGGCAGUGGACCUGCUGAGCCCGCCGAAUUGGAGAGCUUGAACAAUGGCGUCCGCAAGCUUAUCAAUGAACGGAAAAUUAGUCUAGGGUCCGAGUUGCACGUGCAGCAUUCGCAAGUAUCAGGAAAGGAGACGAAGAAGGCCAGGGUGAUUGAGCAUAGCCGUUAAUCAUUGCAUGUACAUAUUAGUGUGAGCAUGUAAACUGUAUAAGUAGCCCAAAUCCAUAAACUCCGACCC